GUCUCUUGCUUCUUCUUCUUCUCGAUUUCUUAUUGUUUUUCAAUAUCAGAUUCUGAUAACUAUUUUUAUUUUUCCACAAAAAUGGGAUCUUCAUUGAAUCCAAGCUGAGUUUGGUUUCUUCAACUGAAUCGCUCCCUCUCUCUAAGAGAAGAUCUGAAGUUGUGUGUAUAGCUUGAGGAGGAGCUUAGAGAUGGAGACAAAUUCUUCUGGAGAAGAUCUUAUUAUUAAGACGAGGAAGCCAUAUAAGAUAACAAAACAACGUGAAAGGUGGACUGAGGAAGAACAUAAUAGAUUCAUUGAAGCUUUGAGGCUUUAUGGUAGAGCAUGGCAGAAGAUUGAAGAACAUGUAGCAACAAAAACUGCUGUUCAGAUAAGAAGUCACGCUCAGAAGUUUUUUUCCAAGGUAGAGAAAGAGGCUGAAGCUAAAGGUGUAGCUAUUGGUCAAGCGCUAGACAUAGCUAUUCCUCCUCCACGGCCUAAACGAAAACCAAGCAAUCCCUACCCUCGAAAGACGGGAAGUGUAACUACCACGAUGUCAAAACCAGGUGUGAAUCAUGGAAAAGAUCCCCUCGGAUCAGAAAAAGUGUUGCAUCCUGAGAUGGCCAGUGAAGAUCGACAACAAUCAAAAGCUAAUGAGAAUCUGCAGGAAGACAACUGUUCAGAUACUCAUCAGUCCCUCUCUGCUGCAUCCUCCAUGAAUAAAAGUUCUAUAGAGACAUCAAACACAAGCAUUUUUCGGGAGUUCUUGCCUUCACGGGAAGAGGGGAAUCAGAGUAAAGGGAUAAGAAAGGACUCGAAUUCGGAGAACCACUGUGAUUUGAAUGCAAAAUCUUUGGAAAACGACGUGGUAAAUAAUGAGCAAGAACCUCAGACUUAUCCAAGGUGUAUCCCUGUGCUAGUGCCGAUGGGGAGCUCAAUAACAAGUUCUCUAUCACAUCCUUCUUCAGAGCCAGAUGAGAAUAAGGCCCCCAUACAUAGUCUUCCCCGCACAGUUGCAGGCGACUAUGAGUCCUUUCCUAACCAUAUUAUGUCAACCCUUUUACAUACACCGGCUCUCUAUACAGCUGCUACUUUCGCCUCAUCGUUUUGGCCUUCUGAUUCUGGUGGUAGCCUACCUGGUCAAGGGAACUCACCUCCGAAUCUGGCUGCCAUGGCUGCAGCCACUGUUGCAGCUGCUAGUGCUUGGUGGGCUGCCAAUGGAUUGCUACCUGUAUGUGCUCCUUUUAGUUCUGGUGGUUUCACUAGUCACCCUCCAACUACGUUUGGACCAUGCGGUGAUGCAGAGUACACAAAAACAAGUGCUUUACAACAUGUUUCUGCGCAGAGCCGAGAGAGGAUAGAUCAAGAACACUCUGAGGCAUCAAAGGCUAGAUCGUCACUGGAAACAGGGGAGAUUGAAAAUAAGAGUAAACCAGAAUGUCAUGAGCAGCCUUCUGCAACAGCUGAGACUGAGGGUUCAGAUGGGGCAGCAGGCAGAAAACAAGUUGACAGGUCUUCGUGUGGUUCAAACACUUCCUCGAGUAGUGAUGAUAUCGAAGCAAAUGCAUCAGAGAGGCAAGAAAAUGACACCAAUGAAGAGGUGAAAGAAAUGAAUGAAGACACUAAUAAUCCUCAAACUUCAGAGUCCAAUGCACGCCGUAGUAGAAUCAGCUCCAAUAUAACCGAUCCAUGGAAGUCUGUGUCAGACGAGGGUCGAAUUGCUUUUCAAGCUCUCUUCUCCAGAGAGGUGUUACCUCAAAGUUUUACUUACCGAGAAGAACACAGAGAGGAGGAACAACAACAACAAAGAUAUCCAAUGGCACUUGAUCUUAACCUCACAUCUCCGUUAACUCCAGGUGAUGAUCAAGAGGAGAAGAGAAACACAGGAUUUCUUAGUAUCGGAUUGGGUACUUCAAAGCUGAUAAGUAGAGGAAAAACAGGUUUCAAACCUUAUAAAAGAUGUUCCAUGGAAGCCAGAGAAAGUAGAAUCCUCAACCCCAAUCCUAUUAUUCAUGUGGAACAGAGAGACCCCAAACGGAUUCGGUUGGAAACUCGAGCUUCGACAUGAAACUCUCUAUUUAUCUGUUUUGUAUGUAUUAAAACUUUUCAAGAUCACUGCUACAUUUUCUUUGUCGUUUUGAGGCCUUUUGUAUUUCUUUCCUUGUCCAUAGUCUUCAUGUAACAUUUGACUGUAUUAUCAACAAAUCAUAAACUGUCUAAUUUUUUUGUCUAA
This is a messenger RNA of Capsella rubella, 2212 nucleotides long. Its product is annotated as protein CCA1. The record is from RefSeq and is a predicted model, not a curated record. Bases 191 to 2047 code for a protein of 618 amino acids. Gene Ontology annotation, molecular function: DNA binding. Lineage: Eukaryota; Viridiplantae; Streptophyta; Magnoliopsida; Brassicales; Brassicaceae. The transcript is spliced from 8 exons.